AUGUUGAAAGGUAUAAGGCCAGACUGGUGGCCAAAGGGCUGGUGCAUUCAUCAAAUGGAUGUUCACAAUGCUUUUCUCAAUGGUGAUCUCUUGGAGGAGGUAUAUAUGACUGUUCCUGCUGGCUUAGCAAGACAAGGGGAGCAAGGCAAGAAGAAAUUCAAGAUGAAGGACCUAGGAGAACUUAAUUUUUUCCUUGGGAUUGAAGUUUCCAAAUCCAGCAAAGGCAUACAUCUAUCUCAAAGGAAAUAUGCACUAGAAUUAAUAGCUGAAACUAGUCUAGGGGGAGCCAAGCCUGCAGCUACACCACUUAAACAAAAUCUAAAACUAACCUCUGCCAAGUACGAUGAAGCUGUUGCUCCAAAAGGAGAACAUGAAGACCCUAUACUGAAGGACCCUGACAGGUAUCAAAGGCUAGUAGGAAGACUUCUCUAUCUUACCAUGACCAGGCCUGAUCUUGCAUUCUCAAUUCAGAAGCCGAGCUAA
This is a messenger RNA of Solanum dulcamara, 483 nucleotides long. RefSeq lists its product as uncharacterized. The coding region runs from base 1 to 483 and encodes 160 amino acids. Lineage: Eukaryota; Viridiplantae; Streptophyta; Magnoliopsida; Solanales; Solanaceae. The transcript has 3 exons. The record is from RefSeq and is a predicted model, not a curated record.